Molecule: messenger RNA, 741 nt
Organism: Coniosporium apollinis CBS 100218
Lineage: Eukaryota; Fungi; Ascomycota; Dothideomycetes
Exons: 4
Coding region: 1-741 (246 amino acids)
Source: RefSeq, a predicted model, not a curated record
AUGCAUCUCAUUCUCGUCGGCGCGACUGGUCUCGUCGGCUCUGCAGUCCUCUCUCACCUGCUCUCACUUCCAGCGAGUCAGAUCGGUCAGAUUUCCAUACUGACUCGAAGACCUGUCCCCUUGGCCGAAGGGCACCCGCAUGUCAAAGUCAUUGAGCACCAUGAUUUCACCUGUUUUCCGCCCGAGCUUCUUUACCAGCUGAAAGGGGCAGAUGGCUGCAUAUGGGCAUUGGGAACAUCACAAGAUCUUGUGAGUAAGGAGGAAUAUACGAAGAUCACGGUGGACUACACGAUCGCUGCGGCGAAAGCAUUCUCUACCCUUUCGGACCCUUUCAAGUUUGUCUUUGUGUCAGCUGAUGGGGCAACAGAAGACCCUGGAACUCUGACUCCAUUCUUCCUGCGUGCAAAGGGCCAGGCCGAAUCCGCCCUUCUCGCCCUUCGAUCCACGCAUCCUUCACUCCGCCCUUACUCCCUCCGCCCAGGUUUCGUCGACAAGUCCUCUCAGCCCGAACUCUCCAAAUGGCAAAUUCAGCGUCCAAUGCCGCUUCUCAAGAAGCUCAUACCAGUUCUGGGUCCGAUAUAUCGUACAAUCUAUCCGAGUGGGACGACUCCGACGCCGCAAUUGGGAAAGGUGCUCACGGAUCUGGCGAUGGGGGAUGGAGAGCACCUCGAAGGUUCUGGUAUCGUAGGUGGAGGGAGAAUCAUUACGAAUCUCGGGUUCCGAAGGCUGGCAGAGCUUUGA